GCGAUGGAGGAAACUGAACUCUGUUUUCCACAAAUGUUCAACUCCUCCUGCAGGAGGCCAAAGCGUCCCUACUUUGAGGUCAUGCUGGUUUACAUUGUGCUGUCUGUUAUCUCUGUCCUCACUGUAAUUCUGAACCUGCUAGUCAUUAUCGCCAUUUCUCACUUCAGGCAGCUUCAUACUCCCACCAAUGUUAUUCUCCUCUCUCUGACUGUCUCAGACUUCCUCGUUGGUCUCCUCAUGUUCAUUCAGAUUAUUCUUAUAAAUGGCUGCUGGUUCCUCGGUGACAUAAUCUGUGUUUUGUAUCAGUACCUGGGUUAUACUAUCACUGGAGCCUCGAUAACAACAAUGGUAUUGAUAUCUAUUGACCGUUAUGUAGCCAUUUGUUAUCCUUUGCAAUACUCCACUAGAAUGACACAGAAACUAGUGAAUUUCUGUGUGUGCCUGUGUUGGUCUGGCUCAGUGAUCUUUCAGUGUGUGAUUCUGAAGGAUGACCUGCAGCAGCCGGGCAGGUAUAACUCCUGUUAUGGCGAAUGUAUCAUUGUCAUCAACUACAUUGUGGGAUUUGUUGAUAUGACCUUGAACUUGAUUCUCCCCAUCACAGUUAUUGUGGUUUUGUAUAUGAGAAUAUUCACUGUGGCGGCGUCUCAGGCUCGGGCGAUGCGCUCUCAGGUUGCAACCCCGGCACUGCAGGGCCCCCUCACCAGAAUGAAAUUUGAGAUGAAAGCAGCCAGGACGCUUGGUGUAGUCGUUGUUGUGUUCCUUCUGUGCAUGUGCCCAUAUUUUUGUGUUGCUCUCACAGGCCAGGACCAGUUGCUCAACGCAUCAUCGGCAACUUUUGUCAUAUAUUUGAUUUACUUUAACUCCUCCCUAAACCCUAUCAUCUAUGCCUUUUUUUACCCCUGGUUCAGAAAAUCAGUCAAACUCAUUGUAACACUUGGGAUCCUGCUGCCUGACUCUUGUAACAUCAAUGUGACAUAG
Poeciliopsis prolifica (blackstripe livebearer) is the source of this 978-nucleotide messenger RNA. RefSeq names its product trace amine-associated receptor 13c-like. Lineage: Eukaryota; Metazoa; Chordata; Actinopteri; Cyprinodontiformes; Poeciliidae. Bases 4 to 978 code for a protein of 324 amino acids. The transcript is spliced from 2 exons. Gene Ontology annotation, molecular function: trace-amine receptor activity. Gene Ontology annotation, cellular component: membrane. The record is from RefSeq and is a predicted model, not a curated record. Gene Ontology annotation, biological process: G protein-coupled receptor signaling pathway.